ACCACCACCACCACCACCCUCACCACCACCACCCUCACCACCUUCACCACACCCCUCCUCAGCUCCUCAGACACCCCCUCUCAGACACCCCCCUCCUCAGACACCCCCGUUCAUAUAUGUUUAGCCCUGGAGUUUGUUCCUACAAUUGAGUGUGACGUCAUAAAAAACUUAAGUUAA
This is a messenger RNA of Penaeus vannamei (Pacific white shrimp), 177 nucleotides long. Lineage: Eukaryota; Metazoa; Arthropoda; Malacostraca; Decapoda; Penaeidae. The record is from RefSeq and is a predicted model, not a curated record.